This is a messenger RNA of Syngnathus typhle (broad-nosed pipefish), 3225 nucleotides long. RefSeq names its product metastasis associated 1 family, member 3 (gene mta3). The transcript has 19 exons. Bases 240 to 2330 code for a protein of 696 amino acids. Gene Ontology annotation, molecular function: transcription corepressor activity; transcription coactivator activity; histone deacetylase binding. The record is from RefSeq and is a predicted model, not a curated record. Gene Ontology annotation, biological process: negative regulation of transcription by RNA polymerase II. NCBI's taxonomy places the organism in Eukaryota, Metazoa, Chordata, Actinopteri, Syngnathiformes, Syngnathidae. Gene Ontology annotation, cellular component: NuRD complex; nucleoplasm.
UUUUUUUUUUUUUUCGGGUUGCGACUGUAUUGUGAGAGCUACUGUGUGAACACCAGUCGGGGGGGUUCUAUUGACAAAACUGAAAAAACAAAAAACAACAACACACCCGUGAAAUAAUCUUCCCCCCCCCGAUCGGGUGCACACAUCCGGAAUCUCUUUUUCUAGAUAUAUAGUUCUUAUUAAUUUAUUCUUAUGUUUUCUUAGUGGAUGUUUUACGCUAACACUCCGGGAGGGCAGAAAUGGCGGCCAACAUGUACCGGGUCGGAGAUUACGUCUUUUUCGAGAACUCCUCCAGUAACCCUUACCUGAUCCGCCGGAUAGAAGAGCUCAACAAGACAGCCAGCGGCAACGUGGAGGCCAAGGUGGUGUGCUUCUACAGGAGGAGGGACAUCUCGCACAGUCUCAUUCAGCUAGCGGACAAACAUGCAAAGGAGCUGGAGGAGGAGAAGGAGAACCCCACAGAGACGGAGCUCACAGACAAACAGAAGCACCAGCUUCGCCACAGAGAACUCUUCCUCUCGCGGCAGUACGAGAGCUUACCCGCCACGCACAUCCGGGGGAAGUGCAGCGUGGCGUUAUUGAAUGAGACCGAAGCGGUUCUUUCCUACCUCGACAGGGAGGAUACCUUCUUCUACUCGCUGGUGUACGACCCCACGCAGAAGACCCUGCUGGCCGACAAAGGCGAGAUCAGAGUGGGACCGCGCUUCCAGGCCGACGUUCCGGAAAUGCUCCCGGAAGCGGGUCAAGCCGACGACAGGGACCAGGCCAAACUGGAGGAGAAACUCUGGGAUCCGGAGUGUCCGCUCAGCAACAAACAGAUCGAGCAGUUUCUGGUGGUGGCGAGGGCGGUCGGGACCUUCGCCCGGGCGCUGGACUGCAGCAGUUCGGUCCGACAGCCAAGUUUACACAUGAGCGCGGCGGCGGCGUCGCGCGACAUCACACUGUUCCACGCCAUGGACACGCUGCACGCGCACAACUACGACCUGUCCAGCGCGCUGAGCGUGCUGGUGCCGGCCGGCGGCCCCGUGCUCUGCCGGGACGAGAUGGAGGAGUGGAGCGCCUCGGAAGCGGCCAUGUUCGAGGAGGCGCUGGAGAAGUACGGCAAGGACUUCAACGACAUCCGACAAGACUUUCUUCCCUGGAAGUCUCUGACCAGCAUCAUAGAGUACUACUACAUGUGGAAGACCACGGACAGAUACGUGCAACAGAAGAGGCUGAAGGCGGCCGAGGCCGAGAGCAAGCUGAAGCAAGUUUAUAUUCCAACAUAUAAUAAGCCCAACCCCAACCAGAUCUCGCUGACCAAUGGCAAGAUGGCGACCGUGAACGGCGCGGGGCCCGGAGCCUUCCACGCGGCCGGCGGCGGCCGAGCCUGCGAGAGCUGCUACACCAUGCAGUCGGCCCAGUGGUACUCGUGGGGGCCCCCCAACAUGCAGUGCCGCCUGUGCGUGUCCUGCUGGAUGUACUGGAAGAAAUACGGCGGGUUAAAGAUGCCCAGCCGAGCCGAGGCGCCCGAAGAGAGGACGUCCCCCAGCCCGGCCGCCAACGAGCCGCGGUCGCGGAGUCACGCCCCGCGCCAGUCCAACCACAUUCCCAUGCGCAACAGCGGCAGCCCCAAGUCUUCCAUGAAGACCAAGCAGGCCUUCCUGCUGCAGGCCACCCGCCUGACCAAGCUGGCGCGCCACAUGUGCCGCGACGUCAUCAGGCUGCGCCGCGCCGCACGCCGCCCCUUUGUCCCCAUUAACUGCGGCGCCAUAAAGGCAGAGUAUGUCUCAAGGGUGUCCGAAGGUCACGGGACCCGGCUCCCCAAAAUCCGAGCGGCGCAGCGCAGCACUCUGACCAGCGUGGUGCAGUUUCUCGAGUCCCGUCCGGCGUCGCAGGCGCCGCGCUCGCACCGCACGGCCGGCCUGCAAACGCCGCCGCCGCGCCGCCUGCUGUCCUCGCUGCCGCACGGCAUGCUGGGAAAGCGCAGCUUCCACCACCACAGCAGGGGAGCCGAGCAGGACAGGCGCUCGGAGAAUCCCGGAACCACGGGCGGCGCCUUACUGCAUAACGGCCGCAGCGGCGGCGGAGGCACCCGCGGAGGCGUGAUGAUCCGAAAGCGGCGCCCCAAUUGGAUCGACGCCCCCGACGACAGCUUCUUCCUCGUCACCCGGGAGACCAGGAGGGCCAGGCGGCUCCUGUCGCGUUCGCAGCUUCGGCACGCGUGUCGGCAGCCCUGCGAGCAGAUCGCCCUGCGGAGGGCCUCGCAGGCGCCCCCGCCGCAGGGGGUGGUCCUGGGGCCCUCGCACCCCAGCUUGAGGAUGCGAGGCCCCAUCGUCAUCCACGACUGAAGCGCCCGCUGACCCCCUUCUUUCGCUCUCCACCCGUUUAGUCCUCAACAGCCGCGAGCCGCCAUGCAAUGCAGACACACGCCUGCCAUCUAUUAGGUGCACCUUGACAAUUUGGAGUAGAGGUGCUACAUUUGGACUAAAGUACUCAUUUGUCUGCCAUCUCGUGGCGUCUAUGAUUCAACCCCCCCAAUUAAUCAAAUGUUAGGGUUCAUCAUUGUAGGUGAGCGUGUGUGUAUAUGUAUGUGCCUUGUCAUGGCAACAACACGGCAGAUGAGCCAAAUGUAGUUUUUCUUUUUUCUUUUUUUUUUUUUUUAGGAAUGGGAAUAUGAACGUUUUGUGUUGAUUGUGACUCGUGAUCUCGCUUUGUAUAAAGUUUUUCAUUUAAGAGGAGGACGCAGACUUACUAACCCGGUAGAAUCCAUCCAAUAAAAAAAUAACAAAAAUCUAAGUUCAAGUAGAGAAAUACACUUAAACAACAAAUUCAAAUUGGUUUUGGGUGGAGUCAUUCCCCCCCCCUAAUCACAACAUUCGGAAGCUACACAUCAAUAAACACAAAUGCCGCAAGCAUGGCGCGCCUUCCUUAGUUCAGAUUUGUCCAUUCCAGUUUGAUUUGCAAAAAUGUCAUGUUGUCGUCAUAGGAGGGCUGAUUGAUGCUUUUGAGGGCCCCGCCCCUUUUCCCAUCCCAUCGAGCGUCGCCUUUGAAAUGCAGGCCUCAGCCUACUUUAUUAAGAUUUUGUUUAGGGGAAGAAAAAAAAAUCAGGCAUGACUUUCAGGUGACCACGAGGGUCCAGUAAUUUCUUCAAUGAGAAUGUUUGUGUUUUCUCGUACAUAUGUCACGUGUUGAAUUCUGAAUAUGCUAAUGACGGUCAUAAUAAAACAAGACUCCUUUACCUUC